CACCCUCCCCCUCAGAGUUGUAGAUCCCGCUGGCGACGCGGCUGAAGCAGCGAAAAGGAUCGGAGCGGCUUCUGGUGAAGGCGCCGCCCGGACCCAGAGAGGGAUCAGGAGCGGCGAGGGAGAAGAGCCGGAGCGAGAUCAGUAUCUGGAGCCGGGGCCGACCGGGACCCGGACUCGGAUACGAUGCUGCCUCUCCAGCCGCUGCCAGUCGCGCUGCUGCUGACUUGGGUGUCCGAGUCUUUGCCUGUAAGGAAGAACCGCCAGGCAGAUUACUGGGGCCCGUGGGGAGAGUGGGGAGAUUGCAGCCGGACAUGUGGAAUUGGUGUUACCUUCCGAGAGCGUCGCUGUUACUUGAACCGGAGAGCUGGUGGGAACAGUUGUCUGGGACCGCUGAGAGACUACCGUGUUUGCAACAUGCAGGACUGUCUGGAAGGUUCGAGGGAUUUCCGGGAAGAUCAGUGCUCUGCCUUUGAUGGGACUGAUUUCCAGGGAAAGAGGUACAAAUGGCUGCCAUAUUACGGAGCUUCCAAUAAGUGUGAGCUGAACUGCAUCCCUCAGGGGGAGAACUUCUACUACCGACAUAGCCGGGCAGUGAAGGAUGGCACGCUCUGUGAGCCUGGACACCGCCACAUCUGCAUACAGGGCGUCUGCAAGACGGUUGGUUGUGACAACACGUUGGAGUCAUUACAGACUGAGGACAAAUGCUUGGAGUGUGGAGGGGACGGCAGCAGCUGUUAUGAAGUCGGGGGGAUAUUUGACACUGUUGAUUUGCCCAAAGCAGGUUACAACCAGAUCCACGUCAUCCCCAUUGGCGCCAUGAGUAUUCACAUCCGGGAGGUGCUCCCAACACGCAAUUUCCUUGCCCUGAGAAACGCCCAGGGUGAGUACUACCUGAAUGGAGAGUGGACCAUCGACUACAGUCGCACUCUGCACAUCGCUAGCACACUAUUACACUAUGCACGCGGAUCUGAGGGAGACCUGGCACCCGAGGUGAUCCACGCACGAGGGCCCACCUCUGAGCCCCUCAUCCUCGAGAUCAUUAGCCAGGAGCCCAACCACGGCAUUGAAUACAAGUAUUACCUCUCACGCCGCAGGAAGCAGUCACAGGGUUACAUCUGGAGUAUGGGCUCCUGGAGUGUGUGCAGCAAAGAAUGUGGGGGUGGUUUCCAGACCAGACUGGUCUUCUGCACCAUUGACAACGAGGCAUAUCCCGACUACCUGUGCCGAGAACAGGUCCGGCCCAGCAAUAACAAAACCUGCAAUCCCCAGAGCUGCCCCAGGACUAAGCGGAUUUCAUUCAUAAAUCCGCCCAGUCCUUGGAGUUGGAGGCAGUGCCUGAAACCCAGAAUUUACAGCUGGAAGACAGGCGGCUGGAGCAGGUGUUCAGCAACGUGCGGAGGGGGAAUGCAGACACGUUCUGUGUACUGCUCCCUUUUGGACAGCAGUGGAAGAGAGUUGGUGUGGGACGACUCUGACUGUGCUGCCAUCAGGGAAAAGCCACCCUCGCAGCAGGUGUGCAACCUGCGACAGUGUGCGAGCUGGAGCACCGGCCACUGGUCACAGUGCUCAGUAACCUGUGGGGAGGGGUUUCGCUCUAGGACCCUCUCAUGUGUGACGCCAUCAGGUAGCCAACUCCCGGACUUUGCGUGUUCCUCCCAGUCGAAGCCCACCAACACCCAGACCUGUGUGCUGCAGAGCUGCAGGGACAUGUUCUCCUGGUACAUCGGAGCCUGGGGAUCGUGUUCAGUGUCCUGUGGAGAAGGGUUCCAGUCACGGCCCGUCUCCUGUAUGUCCCAGCAAGGGGGCCAGUUGCCAGACUCGGCCUGUUCCUCACAGCCCAAGCCUGCUGCCGUCCAGACCUGUAUUCGGAAUCACUGCCGUGUCUUCUCCUGGCACGUUGGUGCCUGGGGCCUGUGCUCCAAGAGCUGUGCAUUGGGUCACAGGAAGCGACAGGUUAUCUGCUACGACCAGGACAGGAACAACCAGGACCCGAGCAAGUGUGACCCCAGGAUGUACCCACGUGAGACAGAAGUCUGCAACACCCAGCCCUGCUACCUGCCACAAGUUGUUCCGAGUUUCCAAGAUCCGACCGGAUUUGAUCCAGAGGAAGAGUUUGUGACCAUUCCCUCUGCUCGGUUGUUCCCAGAGUUUCUGCCUGUUCAAGCUGAGACAAAUCUGCUCCCAGCCUCGUCUGCUCCACAGGAGUCGGAGCUCUCGUGGUUUCAAUAUUACGUUUCUGAAUCAGAUUCCCCGUUCAACAACCCAUUGAGGACUGAGUCACGGCAGGAACCACUGUCAAGGGUGUUGGACUGUAACACACAAACUUACGGGUGUUGCCCAGAUGGUUAUGCUGCAGCCAGGGGCCCAGGUGGGGCAGGCUGCCCUCUCAUCCCUUGCUACAAAAGCAGGUACGGGUGUUGUCCAGAUGGACUGACGUCUGCAAGAGGGUUUAACCAGCUCGGGUGUCCGAGGCAUCCAACUGAUGAUCUUCUUGAUGAAGGUGAACUGAUCUCUGAACCAAGAGUGAUGGCCCAGAGCAGUUCACCGGAUGAGUGCAGGAGUUCCAUGUAUGGCUGCUGUCAGGAUGAGGCCUCCUUUGCCCAGGGACCAAGUGGUGAAGGGUGCAGAGACAGGCCCAACCACGCAUUCCCAGCCCACUGCCAGCUCCUGUUUGCCAAUGGCCCAUGUACAGACUGGACCGUCCGCUGGUUUUUCAUCCCCGAAUCUGCCGUCUGUAACCGCUUUUGGUAUGGGGGUUGUCACGGAAACCAGAACAACUUUGAGACCGAGGAUGAGUGUCUUCAUCACUGCAAGAGGACUGGAUUGGAGGCUCCUCACACAGAGUGGCAGAACCAAGCUGGGCGUUCAUCCAACAAGGACGCAUCUCCCACUGAGCAAGAGCAGGCUGUCUAUAGGUUACAGAUAGAUCGUGCGGAUCCUGUGUCUGUGGAGACCAGGUCUGGGGAAACAGCCCGGUUACUGUGCAGAGUGGAUGCCUCACCAUCUCUUCAUGUGGAGUGGCGCCGAAAUGGGAGACCAGUGUAUUCAGCUAGGCACAGCAAACAUUCUGACGACUCACUGGUGAUCAGCCAAGUUCAGCAGCAAGACGCUGGAUUGUAUACCUGUCAAGCAUCGAACGGACGGGACCAGGAUGUUCGCCAAGUCGAGCUAAAGGUCCAAGGUGAGCUGGAGAUUAUUGAGCCUCCACGGAAUUCGGAUGUGACCUUGGGAGGACGAACCGAGCUUUCCUGUGUGGUGUCUGACAGCCGAGCGCACGUGCGAUGGACCAGGAAUGGGAUCCCUGUGAGAGUGGACACCAAUCACAUCACCAUUUCACCGGGUGGCACCUUGACUUUACACAAUGCUCAGCUGAGAGACGCUGGGACCUACACCUGCAAUGCCUACAGUGGAUCUCGCUCGGUCAGCGCCAGUGCUGAGCUGACAGUGACAUCUGCAGAAGCAACAACGUCCCCUACAGCCCUUGAUUCACUGUGUGUGGACCUGCCGGAGCUGGCAAACUGUGAUCUGAUAAUGCAGGCCAACCUGUGCUCCAACCAGUACCACGCCAGUUUUUGCUGUUCAACUUGUUCCAAACAUCUGACUCACAACCGGCUGCUGCAGCAGGGAUAACGGGGCCAUGCACGGAGAGCGGUAGCUCACAGGUCCACUUUACUUGAAAUGACAUGCAAAGGCCUACCGUAGAAUCUGAUCAAGAGGUGCUACAAGUAGUUUUUGAAAAUUCAUACCACACCUAAAUGUACAAGCAGUUAUAUUUUUUAAUUAUCCAAGAAACUUGUAAGUAUAUUUGAAGACAUACUGGAUGUAAGAUUUAGAAUUAAAAGUUGAUGCACAUA
Messenger RNA from Hypanus sabinus (Atlantic stingray), 3854 nucleotides. RefSeq names its product papilin a, proteoglycan-like sulfated glycoprotein (gene paplna). Gene Ontology annotation, biological process: extracellular matrix organization. Gene Ontology annotation, molecular function: serine-type endopeptidase inhibitor activity; metalloendopeptidase activity. NCBI's taxonomy places the organism in Eukaryota, Metazoa, Chordata, Chondrichthyes, Myliobatiformes, Dasyatidae. Gene Ontology annotation, cellular component: extracellular matrix. The record is from RefSeq and is a predicted model, not a curated record. The coding region runs from base 184 to 3630 and encodes 1148 amino acids. The transcript is spliced from 26 exons.